AUGGCUGGCAGUCUCGUCGCGCGGCUCGCGCUGCUGCUUGUCGUUGGCAACGCGACGUCGUCGGCUCACACGUCGCUGCGCGUUUUGUGGCCGCCGCCGCACUACCUGAUCGAGACGCCCGAGGUGCCGAUCGUGAUUGCGGUCGAUGGCCCGACCACCGAUGGGCACAUUCGCUUCACAGGAUGCGGCCUGCGGGAUAUGCUUCCCAUCCGGGCGCCCAAAACUACGUUCGGAAACCUCCAUCCCGGGUCGCAUCAUGUUGUGGUGGAGGCCCUUAGCGCCAACUACACACCGAUUAGCGCACCCAUCGUGCUCUACAUUGAGCGCAUCCCGUCCCGUGCGGAGCUGUACCGAGACACGGGACGAUCCAAGAUGGCGCUGCUGGCACUGCCGUCGGCCAAGGCGGCGCGUCCCACUUCAAGGACACUCUGUUUUGGCGUGACAUCGUGGCCAAUGGAUGGUCAAAAGCGGCUUUGGCUGCGGCUCAUCGCGUCCCUUCGAGCGCAUCCAACCGUCGACUACUCGUUCCACAUCUUUCUGCUCGAGCCCAAGCCUGUCCAUCCCACAGACGUCUUUACAGCACACGGCUUGAACGUGACGCACGUGCCCAUGAUGGUCUCACAUAAAGAUAUUGCCCGGUACGACAUCACACACGAAAAGCUGAUAGCCGCGCUCGCCGACUUUGCGGACGCUGACGAUCGAACGACGUUUCUAUCGUACCUUCAUUCGCUCUGGGCAUUGCUCGUUGGUGCCUUUGCGCCGUGCAAAGGAGGAGUUCUGAGCUACCCCAACUCGGGCAGCCACGCCGAUCGAGUCUGGGCGGGUCUAGGUCGUGCUGUCGGCGCUGCAGGUGUCGUUCUCGAGCUCUCGGGCGUGUUGCCUGUGCCGCACACGGUCGAUCUGCUCAUCGGGCCGUCCCAGUACACCCUCGCCCAUCCCAGUGUCGUAAAUGGGAUGCGCGCCGACAUGCGAACGGUGAUUCCGCCCGGCGUUGAUCCAACAAUUUUUGCCCCCCGCGCCCGCAGCCAUACCGAUCGCUGCGUCGUCGUGGGGUAUCUCGGCCGCCUUGUUGCUGAAAAAUCUCUGGGACUCCUUGCACGCGCCGUCGAGCUUCUUACGCAGACGAACAUGACCUCGUCGUGCGUGACCUUCCGCUGGGUCGGGGACGGCAUCGACGCCAAAUACUACAAGCGGUACCCGAUCACGUUUCUCGGAAGCAUCAACGACGAGGCGGCGCUUAUCCACGAGCUCCAGACGUGGGACGUGGCCGUGCAGCCAGGCCUCCAAGAGACAUUUUGCAUCGCCAACUUGGAAGUCAUGGCCGUGGGGUUGCCGCUCGUGACCUUUGGC
Saprolegnia parasitica CBS 223.65 is the source of this 1350-nucleotide messenger RNA. RefSeq lists its product as hypothetical. Gene Ontology annotation, molecular function: glycosyltransferase activity. The transcript has 4 exons. NCBI's taxonomy places the organism in Eukaryota, Oomycota, Saprolegniomycetes, Saprolegniales, Saprolegniaceae. The annotation marks the transcript as partial. The record is from RefSeq and is a predicted model, not a curated record.